AAACUUCUAUAACAUUUCGCACAACCCUUUCAGCAGUCAUGAGUAAACCCUCAAGACCCCUGAAAAUUGGGGCACCAGAAAUGAACAGCAAGCUCAAAAUCACAAACCCAAAUGGAGAAGACAGGCUCAGCAGCUUACCCGAUGAAUUAAUUCAUCAGAUCCUAUCAUUUCUGGGCACUCGACAAGCGGUUCAGACAAGCAUUCUCUCCAAAAGAUGGAAGCGUAUGUGGACUGGUCUCCCUGUCCUCUCAUUUGAUGGGUAUGAUCAGCUUUUCCCAUACACUCAUUCUGGUAUCAUCAGAUUUAUUGACCAUGUUUUGAAAAAUCGAGACCAAGAUACCCAUGUUUCUUGUUUCAAGUUUCUUGCUGUUUAUCCGUUUCCGCCUAAUUUUGUAAGAAGGUUGAUUAAUUAUACAAUUGACCAUAAUGUUGAAGAGCUCGAUAUCGAUUUGCAGUUCCAUCGUUAUAAGCCGUUCAAGUUAUCGACGUUUAAUUCUGAUACCUUGAAGAAACUUAAGUUACGGGUGCCUCUUGACUAUGAUGAAUCAUUGCGAACAGAUUCUGAGUGGGUCUUGCCUGCUUUAAAAGCUUUGCAUUUGAUACGCCCGCCACAUAUGUCAAGUUAUAACUUAUCUGAAUAUUGUUUGAUAUGGUUGCCAAAUUUGACGACUCUGUGUCUUGAUGGCAUUAGGUUGCCGGAAUCGCUGUCGUCUAUCAGCGUGCCUUGUCUGACAACCCUCAUUAUGAAAAGGGCCAAAUUGCCGGAAAAUGUGUGGGAUUUGCCAGCUUUACUAAGUCUGGAACUGGAUGAGGUAGAUUUACCUGCGAACAUGAAUGAUUUUUUCUCUGCCCUUGUGAGUGUGCGGGAUAUUACAAUAUCUUUCAGUGGAUCGUGUAAACACAAUUGGAUUAUAUCUUGUCCCCAAUUAGUGCACCUCCAGAUCUGUACCAACUUUUCAUGUAUUUGCUGGAUCCAUGAAAUAGCGGUUUUGUCAAACAAGCUCCGUGAACUUUCUUUAGUUGGUAUCUUUAUGGUCAGGUCAAAAGUUCAUGAAUUGGAGAAUGUAUCUGUAAAAUUAUGGGAUACAAAUGAGUUCAAUGAUGCAACAUUGGAUGAGAAGGGAUUACAUUAUGAUUUUGUCAUACCCAUGUUAUCAGAACUGGGUAAUGCCAGGACUCUUACUCUCGACUCUGCUAUGAUUGAGGCACUUUAUACAGUUUCCAACAGUUUGGGACGUGUUCCUUCUCCAUUCAAAAAUUUGAAGUAUGUGAAACUGCCUCAAGGAAAUAAAGAAUCUGGUAUAUCUACUACCCUCAGAAAAUACUUACUCGGUGGCAAUCCAAGAGCCACUAUUGUCACAUCAUUGCCUCAGGUACUUUAUACAGUUUCCAACCAUUUGGGACGUGUUCCUUCUCCAUUCAAAAAUUUGAAGUAUGUGAAACUGCCUCAAGGAAAUAAAGAAUCUGGUAUAUCUACUACCCUCAGAAAAUACUUACUCGGUGGCAAUCCAAGAGCCACUAUUGUCACAUCAUUGCCUCAGGCACUUUAUACAGUUUCCAACAAUUUGGGACGUGUUCCUUCUCCAUUCAAAAAUUUGAAGUAUGUGAAACUGCCUCAAGGAAAUAAAGAAUCUGGUAUAUCUACUACCCUCAGAAAAUACUUACUCGGUGGCAAUCCAAGAGCCACUAUUGUCACAUCAUGGCCUCAGAGAAAGUUGAAUCAUCAAGUGGUGUCAAACUCCUCGACAUCGCAAAAGGUCUGUGUUGAUACUGGAAAGAGGGUUCAAGGAGAGCAUUUGGUCGAGAAUUCUGUUGUAGAUGCUGGAAAGGUGAGACAGAUUGGUUGUCCAGUUGAAGGAACUGGAAAAGGUUUGUACGUGUCCAAAUUGAGCUUUUUGAAUCUCAUUCCUUGGCAACAUAUAUUUCCUUUUCAUGGAGCUCAAAAUUAUCCUUGGCAAGUUGGCGUACACUUUGGUCGGUCUUCUUAGAGAUGGUGCCACCGCAAAAUGAAGCCUUAACUUUGAUGCUCUGUCAAUCUAAUCUAUCAAGCCUCCUAAAAUCACAGUGUAUUUAAUUUAUACACAUAAAUUUCCUUCUUGAGUUCGUGAAUUUGGUGUGAAUUAGGUAAUAGUCUCAGGAAUCAGCUGGAAUUAACUACUGAAGCCCUCAAUAUGAAUGUAAAACCCAUAAUAUUUGUAAAAAUUUCAAUGGGUUACAAGCAUGAAUAAAGAUUAACCUCA
Messenger RNA from Daucus carota subsp. sativus, 2240 nucleotides. RefSeq names its product putative F-box/FBD/LRR-repeat protein At3g56780. The record is from RefSeq and is a predicted model, not a curated record. The transcript has 6 exons. Gene Ontology annotation, molecular function: protein binding. Bases 39 to 1988 code for a protein of 649 amino acids. Lineage: Eukaryota; Viridiplantae; Streptophyta; Magnoliopsida; Apiales; Apiaceae.